Molecule: messenger RNA, 5034 nt
Organism: Elephantulus edwardii (Cape elephant shrew)
Lineage: Eukaryota; Metazoa; Chordata; Mammalia; Macroscelidea; Macroscelididae
Gene: FLT4
Product: fms-related tyrosine kinase 4
Exons: 32
Coding region: 1-5034 (1677 amino acids)
Biological process (GO): multicellular organism development; protein phosphorylation; positive regulation of kinase activity
Cellular component (GO): signaling receptor complex
Molecular function (GO): ATP binding; transmembrane receptor protein tyrosine kinase activity
Source: RefSeq, a predicted model, not a curated record
AUGACAACAGCUCUGCAGAAGCUCUCCUACAAACAGAGUGUGGCUGUCAGCACCCGUCAUCUCCCUGACGACGUUACAAAGAAGAGGGGAACCUCACUUGAGCGCAAAGGCAUCAGCCGAAUUCUGCAGGGUUUGAGGCAUGCAGACCCCUGGGACCUGGAAGACAUCCGUGGGAGUGGCCUAAACAGGACCGUCCUAGGAGAGACUGAGGGUGGGCGCCACGGUCUGGAAAGGAUUGCCCCGCAUGGCAUCACACGAGAUUGCCGAGCCCCCACUUCCCACUUGAACGCUCUGAGAGAUGCGGGGAGUGGUCAGCAGCCCCCGGCCCCGCCCCCGGGCCCCGCCCCGAGGGCUCCUCCGUCGGCUCCGCCCCGGCGCCCCCAGCCCCCGCCCGCCACGCGCCCCGCCCUGGCCCUUGCCCGGCGGGUGCCCGCACUCGGAGCCCGGAGCCCCGGCCCGUCGGACCCGCGUCGCAGCGGCCGGAGAUGCAGUGGGGCACCGCGCUUUGCCUGCGCCUCUGGCUCUGCCUCGGACUCCUGCAAGGUGAGCGCAGAGACCUCCGCCCGCUCCGGAGUGCAAGACGAGCGGUGGAGGCGAGGGAGCCGUCCCGGCUGGAGCGAGUGGUGGGGCCGCCUCGACGGACUCGGGAGGGGAACAGAACUGGCAGGGAGGGAUCCCCGAGGAGUUUUGUGGAAGUCGGGGGGACACACGGUUGGCUGCAAGCCUGGGACACUGGAGGAGGCAGGGCGGGGGUACGCAAAGUGGACGGAGCGCAGGAGUCCGGGCUCCCGGGCGGCCAGGAUGAGGAAAGACGGGCGGGACUGCAGCCGGGUCAGGGACAGGCAGCGGGGCUGCUCCGGCGUGCGGAGAUCGCUGUCGGGCUUUCUGACCACCUCGGCCUGUGGAUCCCUGCGGGCCAGGCCCCUUAUCGUUGUUACCUUCAGCCUGGAUCCCUCAUCUCCUAGCUUGGUUCCUCCGGGAAUCCCCGCCCCACACCACUGGCCUUGUCUGGCGAGCGGCUACUCCAUGACCUCUCCGAGCCUGAAUAUCACUGAGGAGUCCUACGUCAUCAACGCCAGUGAUAGUCUCUCCAUCUCCUGCAGGGGGCAACACCCUCUCGAGUGGACCUGGCCAGGGGCUCAGGAGGCACCCGCCAACGGGGGGAAAGACAGCGAGGACACAGGUGUCGUACGAGACUGUGUGGGCACUGAAGCCAGGCCCUACUGCAAAGAGCUGCUGCUCCGCGAGGCUCAAGCCAACGACACAGGCACCUACCGCUGCUACUACAAGUACAUCAACGCCCGCAUUGAGGGCACCACUGCAGCCAGCGUCUACGUAUUCGUGAGAGAUUUCGAGCAGCCUUUCAUCAACAAGCCACACACACUCCUGGUCAAACGGAAGGACUUCAUGUGGGUGCCCUGCCUGGUGUCCAUUCCAGGUCUCAACGUCACACUGUGCCUGCAAAACUCAGUACUGCGGCCAGACAUGCAGGAGGUGAUAUGGGAUGACCGCCAGGGCAUGCGAGUGCCUGUGCCGCUGCUUCGGGAGACCUUGUACCUGCAGUGUGAGACCACCUUGGGGGGCCAGGACUUCCGGUCUAACCCCUUCCUCGUGCACAUCACAGGCAAUGAGCUCUAUGAAAUGCAGCUGUUCCCUAAGAAGUCACUGGAGCUGCUGGUUGGAGAGAAGCUGGUCCUGAACUGCACUGUGUGGGCUGAGUUCAAUGCAGGUGUCACAUUCAGCUGGGACUACCCUGGGAAGCAGGAAGAGAGGGGUAAGUGGGUGCCGGAGCGGCGCUCACAGCAGACCCACACAGAGCUCUCCAGCAUCCUGACCAUCUACAACGUCAGCCAGCGAGACCUGGGCCCCUACGUGUGUAAGGCCAGCAACGGGGACCACGAACUCAAAGAUAAAACCGAGGUCAUCGUGCAUGAAAAGCCCUUCAUCAGUGUCGACUGGCUCAAAGGUCCCAUCCUAGAGGCCACAGCAGGCGAUGAGCUGGUGAAGCUCCCUGUGAAGCUGUCGGCAUACCCCCCACCUGAGUUCCAAUGGUACAAAGAUAAAAAGGCAGUGUCUGGGCGCCACAGUCCACAUGCCCUGGUGAUCAAGGAGGUGACAGAAGCCAGUGCUGGAACCUACACCCUCGCCCUCUGGAACGCGGCUGCCGGCCUGUGGUCCAACAUCAGCCUGGAGCUGGUGGUGAACGUGCCCCCCCACAUCCACGAGAAGGAGGCCUCCUCCCCCAGCAUCUACUCCCGCCACAGUCGCCAAGCCCUCACCUGUACCGCCUACGGGGUGCCUCCACCCCUCAGUGUCCAGUGGCACUGGCGCCCCUGGACACCUUGCAAGACCUUCACCCAGCGCAGCCUCCGACGGCAGCAACGAGACAGCAUGCCACAGUGUCGGGACUGGAGGGAGGUGACCAUGCAGGAUGCUGUGAACCCCAUUGAGAGCCUGGACACCUGGACUGAGUUUGUGGAGGGGAAGAAUAAGACGGUGAGCAAGCUGGUGAUCCAAGAUGCCAAUGUGUCUGCCAUGUACAAAUGUGUGGUCUUCAACAAGGUGGGCCAAGACGAGCGGCUCAUCUACUUCUAUGUGACCACCAUCCCCCAUGGCUUCAGCAUCAAAAUAGAGCCAUCUGAGGACCCUCUGGAGGGCCAGGCUGUGCAGCUGAGUUGCCAGGCCGACAACUACACCUAUGAGCACCUGCGUUUGUAUCGACUUAACCUGUCCACGCUGCACGACGCGCACGGGAACCCGCUGCUUCUAGACUGCAAGAACGUGCACCUCUUCGCCACGCCGCUGGCUGCCACUCUGGAAGAGGCAGCGCCCGGGGAGCGACACACCACGCUCAGCCUGCGCAUCCCCCAGGUGUCACCUGAGCACGAGGGCGACUAUGUGUGCGAGGUGCAGGACCGACGCAGCCAGGACAAGCACUGCAACAAGAAGUACCUGUCUGUGCAGGCUCUAGAAGCUCCGCGGCUCACACAGAACUUGACGGACCUCUUGGUGAACGUGAGCGACUCCCUGGAGAUGCUGUGCCCGGUGGCCGGGGCGCACGUGCCCAGCAUCGUGUGGUACAAAGACGAGAGGCCACUGGAGGAGGAGUCUGGAAUAGACCUGGCCGACUCCAACCAGAAGUUGAGCAUCCAGCGCGUACGCGAGGAGGACGCGGGCCGCUAUCUGUGCAGCGUGUGCAACGCCAAGGGCUGCGUCAACUCCUCCGCCAGCGUAGCUGUGGAAGGCUCGGAAGAUAAAGGUAGCAUGGAGAUCGUGAUCCUUGUCGGAACCGGGGUCAUCGCAGUCUUCUUCUGGGUCCUCCUCCUCCUCAUUUUCUGCAAUUUGAGGAGGCCAACCCACGCAGACAUCAAGACCAGUUACCUGUCUAUCAUCAUGGACCCUGGAGAGGUGCCCCUGGAAGAGCAGUGUGAAUACUUGUCCUAUGAUGCCAGCCAAUGGGAGUUCCCUCGAGAGAGGCUGCACCUGGGGAGAGUCCUCGGCCACGGGGCCUUCGGGAAGGUGGUGGAAGCUUCCGCGUUUGGCAUCAACAAGGGGAGCAGCUGUGACACCGUGGCUGUGAAAAUGCUGAAAGAGGGUGCCACGGCCAGCGAGCACCGGGCCCUUAUGUCUGAGCUCAAGAUACUCAUCCACAUCGGUAACCACCUCAACGUGGUCAACCUCCUGGGAGCGUGCACCAAGCCAAACGGCCCCCUCAUGGUAAUCGUGGAGUUCUGCAAGUAUGGUAACCUUUCCAACUUCUUACGUGCCAAACGGGAUGCCUUCAACCCCUAUGCGGAGAAGUCCCCAGAGCAGCGAAGGCGCUUCCAUGCCAUGGUGGAGGCUGCCAAGGCUGACAGAAUGAGCCAGUCCCGUAGCAGUGACAGGGCCCUCAUGCGGUUGCUGGUGGGCAAAAGUGUGGCAGGACAAGCGCCUUCAGCCCAAGAGGCAGAGGACCUGUGGCAGAGCCCGCUAACCAUGGAAGAUCUCAUCUGUUACAGUUUCCAGGUGGCCCGAGGGAUGGAGUUUCUGGCCUCCCGCAAGUGCAUCCACAGGGACCUGGCUGCUCGGAACAUUCUCCUGUCAGAGAGUGACGUGGUGAAGAUCUGUGACUUCGGCCUUGCCCGGGACAUCUACAAAGACCCUGACUAUGUCCGCAAGGGCAGCGCCCGGCUGCCCCUGAAGUGGAUGGCCCCGGAGAGCAUCUUCGACAAGGUGUACACCACACAAAGCGACGUGUGGUCCUUUGGGGUGCUGCUCUGGGAGAUCUUCUCCCUGGGGGCCUCCCCAUACCCUGGGGUGCAGAUCAACGAGGAGUUCUGCCAACGCUUAAAAGAUGGUACCCGAAUGAGGACCCCAGAGCUGGCCACGCCUGCCAUACGCCGCAUCAUGCUAAGCUGCUGGUCAGGAGACCCCAAGGCAAGACCUUCAUUUUCAGAGUUGGUAGAAAUCCUGGGGGACCUAUUGCAGGCUGGGGACCGGCAGGAGGAAGAGGACUUCAUACCUCAACGUGGCUCCCAGAGCUCUGAGGAGGGCAGUUUCCUGCAGGCAUCCACCACCGCCCUGCACAUCGCCUCCCCUGACUCCGAGAGCAGCUCGCCCAGCCAGCACCGCCACAGCCUGGCUGCCAGAUACUACAAUUGUGUGUCCUUUCCUGGGUGUCUGGCCAGAGGGACUCAGGCCCAGGGUGCCUCCAGGAUGAAAACUUUCGAGGAAUUUCCCAUGACCCCUACGACUUACAAAGCUUCGGUGGAUAACCAGACAGACAGUGGAAUGGUGCUGGCCUCUGAGGAGUUUGAGCGGAUAGAGAACAGUCAUAGACAAGAAGGUGACUUCAGCUGCAAAGGACCUGGUCGGGAUGUGGAUGUGAAGAUGGCACACCCUGAUUCACAAGAAAUGUGGCAGCGGCCCAGUCAGGGGGAACAAGAAGGCCAAGUGUUUUACAACAGCGAGUAUGGGAAGCUGUCGGAAUCACACGAAGAGGGGGACUGCACCUCAUCAGCCUGUGCACCCUUCUUCACAGAUGAUACCUACUAA